CACAUCAGAAAUAAGGUUUGAAUCCCAAAAUAAAUGAAUUACGACACUGUGACCAGUUUUCUGUUUUCUGGCAGCACGUGAACGCACCAUUUGGCUCCUCCCACUUCCGGUGAGAAACCGCUAUCUGUCAUUAAAAACAUCCCGGGAUAAAAUCAGCUGUUCGGACCUUCAUCCUCUCAUCCUCCGUCUGUGACAGCAUGCCCGGCCAGAGGUAGCCUUCCCCCGGGCAGAGGUAGCCUUCCCCCGGCCAGAGGUAGCCUUCCCCCGGCCAGAGGUAGCCUUCCCCCGGCCAGAGGUAGCCUUCCCCCGGGCUGCUGCAGGAGCUCCGGAGCGGACAGAUGGAGAGGCCGAGCAGGCUGCUGCUGCUGUCCGACCUCAGAGUCAGAAAUGCGGCGUACGAGGUGAGCCUGAGCCGGUCCCUGCUCACCUGGAAGAGACGCGUCUCCAGCCCGGUGUACCACCCGUUCAGACCCAGUGUGUGUCACAGUGUGUUGGUGUCAGAGAUCAUCUCAGUCAGAGAGGAAGAGGAGGAGCUCAGCAGCAAACAGAAGGACGAUGGCAGCUGGAGGAAGAUCAAAGAGAGAGAGGGGAAGGACUGCAGGCGGAGCUUCACAGUGUUGUAUGUGCAGAGGUCUCGGCAGCACCGCUGGCGGUGUGCUGAGGUCACCUUCUCGUGUCCAGAGGAGGCGCUGUGUCAACACUGGGUCAGAAACAUCAGAGAGCAGCUCGCCUCUAUCGACAGCAGACCCAAACAGCUGUUAGUCUACAUCAACCCUUUCGGCGGGAAGCAACGAGGCAAACACAUCUACGAGCAGAAGGUGGCGCCACUGUUCGCCCAGGCUGGCGUCUCCGCACACGUCAUUGUGACGGAGUACGCCAAUCAUGCGAGGGAUCACCUGAGGUCGGAGGUGGAGCUGAAGAAGUUUGACGGCGUGGUGUGUGUGGGAGGCGACGGCAUGUUCAGUGAGAUCAUCCACGGGUUGAUCUGGAGGACGCAGCUGGACGGCGGCGCUGAUCCGAACUGUCCGGAGGAAACGCUGCUGCCCUGCUCGCUGCGCAUCGGGAUCAUUCCUGCUGGAUCAACAGACUGUAUCUGCUUCGCCACGGUGGGAACCAACGACCCCGUUACCUCUGCCCUGCACAUCAUCGUGGGAGACUCUCAGCCGAUGGAUGUGUGCUCCGUCCACCACAACAACACAUUUCUGCGAUACUCGGUCUCCCUGCUAGGAUACGGUUUCUAUGGCGACGUGCUGACGGACAGCGAGAGGAAGAGAUGGAUGGGACCGGCCAGAUACGACCUUUCAGGUCUGAAGAUGUUCCUGACUCAUCAUUACUAUGAAGGAACAGUGUCCUACCUGCCAGCCAGAGACAUCGUGGGAACACCUCGAGAUGCCGCCAGGUGUCGAUCAGGCUGCUUGGUUUGUCAGCACAGCGGGAAACUGCUGUCAGAGCGAGCUGAGAGGUACGAGACGGAUGAAGUGUCCAACAGCGAAAGUGACGGUGAGUGGAGGACGAUCCGAGGGAAGUUCCUGGCUAUAAACGCUGCCAGUAUGAGCUGUGCUUGUCCUCGCAGCCCCAAAGGCCUCUCACCUGCCGCUCACCUGGCCGACGGCACCACUGACCUCAUCCUGGUUCGAAAAUGUUCCCGCUUUGAUUUCCUCAGACACCUCCUCCGACACACCAGCAAAGAUGACCAGUUUGACCUGACGUUUGUCGAGGUCCAACGGGUGCGACGUUUCCGCUUCACGCCUCGCCACUGCCAGAGCGACUCGGACCUGGAGCUGGACCUGCACGAGAACGGCAAACGGCAGAUCUUCAGCCAGAUCUGCAGAGACCACCCGGCCUGCAGCUGCAGUCCCGCCUACAGCAGCUGGAACUGCGACGGCGAGAUCCUGACCCACACGGCCAUCGACGUCAGAGCUCACUGCCAGUUGAUCAAACUGUUUGCACGAGGGAUCGAAGAAUCUGCCGUGUUUGAGGAUCUCACCAACCCCAGUGCAAUAUAAACCGCCGUUUCUCUCUGUCACACACUGGAGUCACGUCUCAUCUACUCCAACGUCUUCAGCAGUACUUUCUGGAUCUGAAAGUCCAAAAUGAUUUCCUCACAGACAGGAAGUGAUGUGUAGUUUCCUGCAAAGCUGCGACUAACGAUUAUGUUCAUUAUCGAUUCAUCAAUUCGUUUUUUUUUGUCCGUAAAAUGUCAGAAAAUGAUGAAAAGUGCUGAUCACUGUUUCCGAAAGAAACAGAGAAUAUUAACAUUUAAGAGGCAGAAUCAAUCAAAGUAGUUGGCGAUUAAUUUAAUAGUUAGCAACUGAUGACAAAUCAUUACAACUCUAUUAUAUUGAUUUAUAUUUGUCAGGUUAUUUACUAGUUCUCCGGUCUGGUAACUGUCUCUAGACGUUUUUUGACUCUUGGAGUAGAUGAGGAACAGUCAGUGUGUAUUUGCACUUUCUAAAUAGUUUUAAUUAUUUUCAAUACGCAUCCUUGGAAUGAUCUGUUACAUGUUUUUAAGAAGCUGCCCGUGGUCGCUGGGUCAUGUGAUCAUUAGAGAUCAGGGCUUCGUUCACAUUCAUUCAGUAGAAAGUGAACCUUCAUCGGUCGAUGCUGACAGACGUGUUUUCUACUGAUGAACUCGACUUUGUUCUGCAGCUACGUGACGGUUUUACUUCUCAAACUGGUCCAUCAUAAUUAUCUCCAGUCUUCUAUUUUUCUGUCGUUUCUCAGGAAGACCUGAGCUUAAUCGUAGCUUUGAAAUUGUAUUUUUAAAUAUUUUAAUUCGCAGAAAUUGAGAAGGAAAAAAAGAAAUGAAAAAUCUUUUAAUUCUAGUAAAGAAGAGUUUGUGUCAGUCAAGCCGGUCGUGGCACACAUGAUGAUUGUUUUUAAUCUUCCAUUUCUGCUCGAUAUGCAAAUCAUCUGCAGAUUUACUGCGUUAACAGCGAUAUUUCAUACAGACUGUGAAGAUAUCCAGACUUCAAAAUGAGUUGUAGCUGUAACUUCCUCUCAGUUUAGUUUUGGUUCAGUUAAAGCCUGAAGAUAAUCAUCUCAACCUGUUACACAACAAAUAUAUUUAUGCAAACAAAUGCCUUCAUUUUUCCAGCUGACACAUUUAAAGAACUCGUCUCUGAAUAUUUGUGACGUUCACACAUGUUCAAAAGUAUGUGGACAAUAUCGUCACGUGCUGUAAACUGAAGAGAAGUGGCUCAGAUCAGUCCAGCAAACUACAGGACAUGAGAGAAUGUGUCUCCCAGCGGGGGGUCAGGACCCCACAAGGAGGUGAUUAAAUCCAUAGAAGAUGAUAAAAAAAAUGUUUCUGCUCCACAAACACAAACAGUAGCUCAGGAGC
Messenger RNA from Scomber scombrus (Atlantic mackerel), 3343 nucleotides. RefSeq names its product ceramide kinase-like. The transcript has 13 exons. Gene Ontology annotation, molecular function: kinase activity. The record is from RefSeq and is a predicted model, not a curated record. Bases 339 to 2006 code for a protein of 555 amino acids. NCBI's taxonomy places the organism in Eukaryota, Metazoa, Chordata, Actinopteri, Scombriformes, Scombridae.